This is a messenger RNA of Entrophospora candida, 147 nucleotides long. The record is from the annotation of a GenBank genome assembly. NCBI's taxonomy places the organism in Eukaryota, Fungi, Glomeromycota, Glomeromycetes, Entrophosporales, Entrophosporaceae.
GUGGUCAUACAAGAAAAGAAAUUAGUGACAUUCUUGGUUUUCCACUUUCAACUGUUAAAAGUACAAUUCAGCUUUAUGGAAGUUCCAAAAUACCCUUAAGCAAAAAAAGAAGUGGCCAACCCAGAUUGCUUGGUGGUAAUGAACAAA